CUCACUGUUGUGUCAGUCGUCCCCUUGUAGCCUGAAAGCUUUCUGAGAUGGCACCGAAGAAGAAGGAGGAGCCGAAGCCUGCUGCACCUGCGACCCCAAAAGCCCCAGAGCCAGAGCGCCCUAAGACCCCGGAAUUUGACCCCACAACAGUGACGCUGGAAUUCACCCCUGAGCAGAUUGAGGACUUCAAAGAUGCUUUCCAGCUGUUUGACAGGACACCUGCCAGCGAGAUGAAGAUCACUUACGAUCAAUGUGGUGAUCUGAUUAGAGCUUUGGGCCAGAAUCCCACAAACACAGAGAUCAUGCAUGUCCUUGGAAAGCCCAAGCCUGAAGAAAUGCAAACCAAGAUGCUUGACUUUGACCAGUUUCUGCCCAUACACCAACACAUCUGCAAGGCCAAGGAACGUGGAACAUAUGAGGACUUUGUGGAGGGUCUGAGGGUUUUUGACAAGGAGGGCAACGGCACAGUCAUGGGGGCUGAGCUCAGGCACGUUCUGGCAACACUCGGUGAGAAGAUGAAGGAGGGCGAGGUGGAGCAGCUCAUGCAAAACCAAGAGGAUGCUAACGGAUGCAUUAAUUAUGAAGCAUUUGUUAAAUACAUUAUGGCUUCAUAAAAAGGGUUCCUUAUUGUCAUUCUGGUGCUCCAUCACUCUGAAAUACAAAAUCAAUGAGUGAGUAAUGAGUCUGUUUCUCCUGCACUAGAAAAUAAAUCAUUGACCACAGCAGAUCUUCAGAUGUUUUCUGUGAAUCCCGUCUUGUAUAUUUCCCAUUUCCAUGCGCAUCAGAUUGAUUUAUAACUCAUCAAUAUUUCACAGUGUUUUUCUAGGAACGCAUGUGUUGAUGCUGUGCUCAUAUUGGACAUUAUCACUCUUGAUAUUGUGGACCUUGGUAAAUAAAUAAAUAAAUACAUCUAAUGAUGUUCUUU
Labrus bergylta (ballan wrasse) is the source of this 925-nucleotide messenger RNA. It is a transcript of the gene myl13, whose product is annotated as myosin, light chain 13. Gene Ontology annotation, molecular function: calcium ion binding. The record is from RefSeq and is a predicted model, not a curated record. Gene Ontology annotation, cellular component: myosin II complex. NCBI's taxonomy places the organism in Eukaryota, Metazoa, Chordata, Actinopteri, Labriformes, Labridae.